This is a messenger RNA of Theobroma umbraticum, 1146 nucleotides long. It is a transcript of the gene IMP4, whose product is annotated as Ribosomal RNA processing Brix domain protein. Gene Ontology annotation, biological process: rRNA processing. Gene Ontology annotation, cellular component: small-subunit processome; nucleolus; Mpp10 complex. NCBI's taxonomy places the organism in Eukaryota, Viridiplantae, Streptophyta, Magnoliopsida, Malvales, Malvaceae. Gene Ontology annotation, molecular function: snoRNA binding; rRNA primary transcript binding. The record is from RefSeq and is a predicted model, not a curated record.
UGUACUUCUGUUCCUCAACAAUCUUCCUAAACCUUAAACCCUAGAAAAGGAAAACCCCUGCAAAAUCUGGGUGGUGGUUGCUAUUUUUACUAUCUUAGAAAUUAAAUUAGCUAAAGAUGUUGAGAAGAAACAUACGAUUGAGAAGAGAGUAUUUGUACAGGAAGAGCUUGGAAGGCAAAGAACGGUUGCUUUAUGAGAAGAAACGGAAGAUCAGAGAAGCCCUUGACGAGGGAAAACCAAUUCCAACUGAGCUUCGGAAUGAGGAGGCCUCGCUUCGCCAAGAAAUUGACCUUGAAGAUGACUACACUGCCAUUCCCAAAAGUCAUAUUGAUGAUGAGUAUGCAAAUGCAACGGAACGAGAUCCUAAGAUAUUGCUGACGACGUCUCGGGAUCCAAGUGCUCCUCUUGUACAGUUUGUCAAGGAAUUGAAGUUUGUCUUUCCUAAUGCAGAGCGAAUGAAUCGUGGUAACCAGGUUAUAUCUGAAAUUAUUGAAAGUUGCAGGGCACACGAUUUUACAGAUGUUAUUUUGGUUCAUGAACAUCGUGGUGUGCCAGAUGGUUUGAUCAUAAGUCAUCUUCCUUUUGGUCCCACAGCAUACUUUGGAUUACUCAAUGUGGUUACAAGACAUGACAUUAAGGACAAGAAAGCCAUUGGAAAAAUGCCUGAGGCCUAUCCACAUUUGAUUCUUGACAAUUUUGGAACCAAGCUGGGUGACAGGACAGCAAACAUUCUAAAACAUCUGUUCCCUGUCCCGAAGCCUGAUACAAAACGUAUUGUGACUUUUGCUAAUCAGUCUGACUAUAUUUCAUUCAGGCAUCACAUUUAUGAGAAGCAUGGAGGUCCUAAAUCAGUUGAGCUGAAGGAGAUUGGUCCUAGGUUCGAGUUGCGGCUUUAUCAGAUAAAAUUAGGAACAAUGGACCAGAGUGAGGCUCAGAUCGAAUGGGUUAUUAGACCUUACAUGAACACAACCAAGAAACGCAACUUCAUUGGAGUUGACCAAAAGGAUGAUAAAAGAAAACAUUGAGCUUUGUACCUUUUGUUUCUAUCAUAUUCUUAGGAUUUUACUCCAAGAAUGAUCAUGUUGUUCUAUUUAGACCUUCUUUCUUUUUUCUUUCAAAGAAAAGUCGUUUUAAUUAUUAACAUUU